This is a messenger RNA of Drechmeria coniospora, 522 nucleotides long. RefSeq names its product Flavin reductase-like, FMN-binding protein. NCBI's taxonomy places the organism in Eukaryota, Fungi, Ascomycota, Sordariomycetes, Hypocreales, Ophiocordycipitaceae. The transcript has a single exon. The record is from RefSeq and is a predicted model, not a curated record. Bases 1 to 522 code for a protein of 173 amino acids. Gene Ontology annotation, molecular function: FMN binding; riboflavin reductase (NADPH) activity.
AUGCGCCUGCUGGCCAGCCCAGUCGUCGUCUGCACAUCUCGAGACCGUGACCAAUGCGUCAAUCGCGCCAUGACCAUGUCGUCUUUCACGUCGCUCACGCUUUACCCUACGCCUCUCGUCACGUUCAACAUUGCGACACCGAGCCGCACCCUCGACGCCAUCUCCUCCAGCGGCGCAUUCAACAUCCACAUCCUGGCCGGCGAUGAGCAUGGUGCGGCAGUGGCAGACCAUUUCACGAGGGGGAAUAUCGAUGGGAUCUUUGAGGGGCUGGGGCCCGUGGCCAUGCAGCGGGAAGAAGGCGACGGACCACCGCUGUUGAUCGGGGAUGGGAUCCUACGCGUGCUGAAUUGCAAGGUACUGCAAGAUGAGAAGCAAUCGGGGUUGGUUAGGGUGCGUGACCAUGUCAUCGUGGUAGGAGAGGUGAUGGAUAUGAUACCCGGGAAACAGAGCAAGGAGUUUGGGUUGGCGUACGCGGAUCGGCAGUACAGGCAGAUCGGCGACGUCAUCGCGAGGGACGAAUAA